Messenger RNA from Vanrija pseudolonga, 546 nucleotides. RefSeq lists its product as uncharacterized. The record is from RefSeq and is a predicted model, not a curated record. NCBI's taxonomy places the organism in Eukaryota, Fungi, Basidiomycota, Tremellomycetes, Trichosporonales, Trichosporonaceae. The transcript is spliced from 3 exons. Bases 83 to 457 code for a protein of 124 amino acids.
UGGGCGGUGGGACGACGUCGGCGAGAAUCGCGACUCACGCGCCACCUCAGCACUAUAGGCAUCCAGCAUAACCCAAAACAACAUGACAGAAGCCCUCCGCACCGUCACCUCGGCUCUGACGACCACGCUCACGACCCUCCUCGCGCCAAUCUGGGCCGACACAACCACCCACACCAUUACCGACAGGCGCGCAGGCAGCGGUCUCGACCUGUGGCUACAUUCCGACGCGCCGCGCUUCUACACCCACGCCAUCAACGAACGCCAGUUUGUCUGCCGCCGUCUCGAGGCACAUUGCGUCUGCUGCACCACCGACGGUGAAGCAGGAGAGGACAAGGAGCUGUGCUGUGUCGGCCCGGGACACUGCGCGCCCGAUCUUGCAGGCGACUGUGCGGUCGUCGGCCGCGCCACGAGGCCAGCCGGUGACCCCGAACCUGGCAGCGCCAAGGAGCGCACAUAGCCUGCACGUGCGGCCUCCCAGACGAGCACGUGCCUGCGGGCCGAAGACUGUAGAAUCUGUUGUAAUAUGCACAUUGUUCCGCAUGGUGA